CGACUUCCGAUUCCGCAUUUGGACGACAUCUGCGCCAUUUUGAUGAAACGGCGAGGAGGAGCAGGGAGCCACUGAAGCAACGUGUUGUGUCGCAAUGGGUUUUAAAGAUUAAUUCUGAAACAUGGUCAUUAUACAUCGUAUGUGGAGAACAUCGGUGAAAACAAGUAGGAUAUCGGCCCUCCUGGCAUAGCGUGGAUUUAUUUGAGGGGUAAUUUCGAGAGCAUGCUCGCAUACAAGCCAAUGCUUUUGUUUAGCCAGUGGUCCGCUCUUCUGUAGUGGCUUAAAUAGUGAGCUAACCCAUGUUAGCCUCGGCUCCAUUUUAGUUAUCUUUAGAUUUGUCUUCAGAAAAGUGUUUCAACGCUUGACGUCGACGUGAAGAUCGAUGGACUAACAUCUGAUGUCCUUAUUCAUUACUGGGGACUUUGGAAAAGGACUUGGCUAAGAAAGACACCAUAAGGACUGCAUUUACUGCUCACGGAGACCUAGGCCCGCUGCUCACCUAGUGGCUGCGGCAGGCCCGGGGUUUCAUGGACAAUUCACCACGGACUUGAUAGAAUUUCCUAUAAAUAUUUAAGCUUAACAGAUACCAAAUGGACUCCCUUGGAUUUGUUAAGUGCAGUUGCUUUAUAUUGGACUGAAACGAACUGAUAACAGUACACCUCGCCGUGUACUGGCGCACUUGCCUUCCACGUCAAUGUUUUUCAUUGGCAACAAUGACUUUGUUGACAUCCGCCAACUACCCGUUCUUGGAUUACUUUUGUUGAAUUUGUGCUGUGUUUCAGCGAUUUCAGAGGGAAGGGUUGAUGCAUCAUAACGCUGAAGACUAGCCUGUGUUGUAGCCCUGUAUUCUUUAUUAAACUGUGUUUUGUGUGCUAACUUGAGUAAUUCCCAAGUUUUGUAAAAAUGUCGUGUGUUCAUUAUAAGUUUUCGUCCAAACUGGACUAUAACACAGUCACGUUUGAUGGGUUGCACAUUACUCUCAAUGAGCUUAAACGGCAGAUCAUGGCCCGUGAGCGUCUCAAGGCCACAGACUGCGACCUGCAGAUCACCAAUGCGCAGACGCGGGAAGAGUACACGGAUGACGAGAUCCACAUACCGAAACACUCUUCUGUCAUAGUCCGUCGAACCCCUAUUGGUGGGGUGAAGCCAGCUGGCAGGACGUUCAUUAUAGAUCGUUCUGAUACGGCCAUGGUGGGAUCGUCCAGACCAGUAUGUAAACCCAACAACUCUGUACUCCUUCUCUCACCUCUCUCAUCCCCCCCUCUCUUUGGCUUAAAUCACCCCUCUCUAUCCCUCGAGAACAUUCUGUCGAUGAUGACUGAUUUGUGUGUAUUUCUCUUGUUCACUCUGUCUUGGCUACAUUUGUGUUCAGAUCUGCCCUCUUCUGUGUGUUAUUUAUUGUCAUGGUAGCAGGACUCUCCUGAAAUCACCCAUGUCUAAAGCUGUUUGCUGGUUCGCUCCAUUGUUUCUUUGUUAUGCACCCAUGUUGGUGACGGAAACAAUAAACCAGUCUACCAACCAUCGCUUUUUCAGAUGGUCCUGACUUGAUUAACCAAUUGUUUGAAUAAUGCUGUUGUCACACAAUUAUCUUUUUUAAAACGUUUUUUUAACCAAUUGCGGACACUGUUGUUAUGGUUGUAUUUCAUAUUGAAAUGGUGUUGUAGCCUGCUUCUUAGUCAGGCAUAUGUAUUUGUGGCAUUUGUAAAAGGGAAAGUUUAAUGAGUUUAAUUACUUAUUACUCUGUGAUUGUGUUUUCUUUGCAAAUACAUAUAUUUUUUAUUCUGUGUUGUGAUGAUCCCAUGGAGUUAAGAAAAUGAUUGUAAUUUAACGUUGACAGUGACUGAGGGGGUGUAAGUGAAGCACAGUACAACACAGUAACAUUUUUUUAGUUUACCUUGCUAAACGUGACUGAUUAACCCUGUCGAGUAACAUUGUUUCUUGUCUUGUGUGUAAAGUGGCGGUAUCUUAUACUUUGCAAUGAAUAUGGACUACACAUAAUGCUUAAAUUUCAAGAGCGUAAAUAUUUAUUUAAUAUCUCACAUUAAAUGCUAUGCAUUAACUUUAUAUUCUUAAAUUGAAUUCUGCAAUAUGUGCAGUUCUCUGAAGUACAAUGUUAAAACUGGUUUGGUGCAUCACAUAAUUCGUUUUCUCAGAAUGCAAUACAAUGCUUUUGUCAACUGGCCAACCAAAGUACAAUACUGUGACAUUACAUAAUGCUUAUGGCACAUAACCAGUAAACGUAAUGACCUGUCUGACUCUGUGAAGGGGUUCCGUAGUUGACUGCAGUGAGAAGUAUGGUGUAGUGUGUCCUGGAAGCUGUAAGCUGCAGAACCUAUCAAUAAAGUUGUUCAGUGGUUCCGUGUUAGAACCAUAUGCACCAGAUCCCUGUGUGUUCCCUCCACAGCGUACCACCUUAACGCCGCCCCUCUGCUCUUGUCUUGUAUCUUGUAAUGGGAGGCCAUACCACCAAGGAGAUAUAGCCAUUACUUUGUAAAAGUAGUCAUAAUGUCCCCCUCGGUUCUCCUCGCCAUCCAAUGUGUGCUUUUCUAGACUAGUUGUAGGAUGGACCGCAAGCCCGGCCAAAUUGUGUUGUAGGGUAGAACGUCAGCAAUAUCAUGGCAGUUGUUGUUAGUUAGGCACCCACACGUAGAUUAAGAAGUAUGCGAUCAUUGUUAGUAUUUUUUUAGUGGAGGUAGCUGGCACUCUGCCAAUAUUUGCACCAUUUGUUUUUGCUACCAGUACCUACUUCUGGAAAAGCUACAACAAUGUUUAUAGAACUUGGGAUUUGUUUAAAAUGUCAGCAGCACCAUUUGUAAUUUGGCCGGCUCAAAGCAAACGCUGCAUGGUUUUAAUAUGAUGGCUAGACAUAGUAAUGCGCCGAUAUGUAUGCAUUUAUAGGACUCGUGCAUUGUUUUUUAAGUUAUUGGUUUGCAUGAAUUAACCUAGCAUGACAUCAGUCUAUCUCGGUGAAGACAGAUUUUUGGCAGACUUUAACUUGGAAGAUGAACCUUUUUGUUAAUGCAUGUGGAUACAUUUUAAAUGUAUCCAUACCUAGAUACAUAAUCUUCGACCAAAUACGAUAUCUGCCAUGGAAACUCACCAGAAACGCUAAACCUCCUCCCUUCUCCACAAGCCUUCUGACUCCUUGAUCGCCAUAGUUAAUCUCCUUCUGGAAACCCAUCUGGCAACCCUGUAUAUAACGUUUCCGGCGGGUUCCUGUAUUCGUUGACCUGUCUUAAACCACCAGAGAAUUUCUUUCCAGGUUAUGAAUGGCAGGCGUUGGGGACAGUGUGCUGUACUGGUCGUCUGCCAUCUCUUUAAGUACUGAAGCACUGUAGUGGUGGUGCCGGGGCGUCUACCUUCCCUCUUGCUUAACCACUGUAUGUCUUGUAGUUGUCCCAUCACCCCCCCCCG
Messenger RNA from Gadus chalcogrammus (walleye pollock), 3414 nucleotides. Its product is annotated as E3 ubiquitin-protein ligase RBBP6-like. Bases 904 to 1410 code for a protein of 168 amino acids. Gene Ontology annotation, biological process: mRNA processing; ubiquitin-dependent protein catabolic process; protein ubiquitination. Gene Ontology annotation, cellular component: nucleus. Gene Ontology annotation, molecular function: zinc ion binding; ubiquitin protein ligase activity; nucleic acid binding. The transcript is spliced from 3 exons. Lineage: Eukaryota; Metazoa; Chordata; Actinopteri; Gadiformes; Gadidae. The record is from RefSeq and is a predicted model, not a curated record.